Molecule: messenger RNA, 2662 nt
Organism: Patiria miniata (bat star)
Lineage: Eukaryota; Metazoa; Echinodermata; Asteroidea; Valvatida; Asterinidae
Exons: 2
Coding region: 251-1021 (256 amino acids)
Source: RefSeq, a predicted model, not a curated record
UAAGACCAUCCGUCCCAACUGGCCUACUAGCAAGGGACGAUGCUAUUUGGGCAUAACCUUCUUACAAGAGGUAACUUGAACUUGAUGGAUUGAAUUUGAUCUAUUUUGUGUCUUUGACAUUAUUUUUUUGUGCAGGUGAAGAUUGAACAAUUUGAACUUGAAGCAACUUGGAUGUAACUGGGCCCUGCCCUCUCCUAAGUUCCAGACCCAGAAACCAAGAGACAAAAGUGUCGUCAAAAAACCUGGCACCAUGAACCAUGACCAUGAUUUUCACCAUGAUGUUGGUGCCCACCAUCAUGACAUUCACCACGAUAUUCACCACCAUGGCAUAGGACACGAUCACCACGGCAUUCACCAUGAUUUUCACCACCAUGGCAUAGGAAACCAUCACCACGACAUUCAUCACCACGAUAUUCACCACCAUGGCAUAGGAAACCAUCACCACGUCGUUCACCACGACAUUCAUCACCACCCUCAUGUUUCGUCAGGCGCCACCGUGGGUGUCCAAAGGGUGGGCAGGCCAGCUGGUGGUGCAAUGGUCGUGGCGGUCUGCUUUGGAAUGUUUGGCGUUUUCUUCCUGAUCGGCGGAGUCAUGAUGGUGGCGUUCGGUUUCAACUUCUUCUCUGGUGUUGGGAUUGUUGGAGCCAUCAUGCUGUCAGUGGGCGUGGCCAUGUUGAUUGCUUGUAUUGUGUGUUGCUGUAAGGGCUGCCUGCAGCAACAGCAGCAGCAGCAGCAGCAAGCAUUUGUGCUCCAGCCGGCCGGUGUCAUGCAACCCCCUCCCCCUGGGGCACCACCCAUCAUUCAACCACAAGGUCCAGGGCCAAGUAUCCUGUAUGGACCAGGGGGACAAGUGGCCUAUCAACCCCAGAUCCAGCCCGGCAUCCAACCACCACCUCAACAGUAUCCAGCAGCAAUGCCCUAUCCUCAACAGGUUCCUGAUGUUCCAUCUGCGCCUCCUCCAUCCUAUGAGGAUAUAGUCAAACCAGCAGGCGGACCUGAGGAACAUGAGCAGAUGGUAUAACCUGGGAAUAUAAAAAAAAAACACGCCUCAAUCUCUCUGAUAUUGAGUCAGAGAUACUGACCAAUGCACUCUUUACAUAAUGAACUCUGACAGCGACAAGGAAGGAACCAUUUUUACAUUACCUCCUGAAGUAAGGUAUCCAGUCUACCUGAGUCGAAGUUCAGUGACGUAUAUGAAGGGCAGACAUUUUAUGCUUACUAAAUUGUAAGGAUUUCUUGUGUAGGAUGUUGCAAAAACCCAAAUCUAUGCUGUAAACAUAGCUAUAGGCACAUCAGGUUUUCUCGAAUGUCUUUCCUCUAAAGCACAAGCUACAUUUGCAUUUAUAGUAGCUAGGUACUGCAGUCAUGAUUUAUGUGAAACUCUGCGAAACCGUGUGAUGGAUUUGUUAGAAUGGUAAGAAAAAGUUGUAGAAAAUCCACUCAUUCUAGAGUAAUGUUGACAUCAAAAUAUUAAGGGAGAUUUUCAUUUGUUGUGAAGGCCUGAAUUAUGGUCAAAAUUAUGAUACGUUUUAUUGGUGACCUUUUAGCUAGCAUUUGAAAUUUGUCAAAGUUUUUGAAAGUUUAAAAACGGGGGUCACACUCCCAAAGCUACCAAGCAUGUUUCUCUUGACUGUGACACGAGAAAAUACAGUUCAUAACAAUUAAAGAAUCACUAUUAAAUACACUGAUAGAGUUCCCAACAUGCACAUCCUAUAAUCAGUUAAACACAAACCGACAUGCAGUACGAUGUCAUGCCCAAAUUAAUAUCACAUCAAAUGCGUACCUAAUUAAUAUUUCUGAGGCAAUGUUCUGUGAUCAUUAUGAUUUUCUGGUCUACUGCCUUAGCGUUACAUUUUUUUUCGGGACCUGGUUGCUGUCUUUAUACAAAAUGGCUUUUAAAAAAUUUAAUUUAUUCCUUUAUUUUCCUAAUAUUAAACAGUACUGUUUGUGAUAUUCUGAAAUAUUUCAAAAAUACUACAACAUUAACAGAUAAAGAAAAUCUAUUUGUGUAUAAUAGGCCUAAAAGUAUUAUUGUACAACGGUACUAUAGGACAGUUAAGUUUGUAUUUCAGUUUCAAUCGAGAUAAUUUUAACAGUAAACUAUUUGUGUAAUUAUAAAAAUUAAAAUCUUUAAUACAGACCUUGUUGAAUUCAGUCAUAUUAAAUUUGUACAAUAUAUAUAUGAAAUAAGUAUGUGAAGAAAUAUAGUCCUUCAUCAGUACUUCAGUUACUAUGCUGUAAUUUUAAUAAAUAUUGAUAAUAUGCGAUCAACAUCAAUAAAUGAUCAGCGGUUAUAUAUAACUUGAAUGCUUUGUAUAGCGAUGCAUGCCACAUCUUUUCGUUGUAUUUGCAUACCAUAUAAUGACCCUUGUGAGGUGAGCCAUUGUGUGUCCAUUUGGAGGGAUAGUUAUCCACUAUAAUCCAACAUGUAUGUGCCCUAUAAUGUUGUUUUUCUACACAUGACUUGGGCAAAGCAAAAACUAUUAGAAAACCAAACUGUCAUUCUUUGACUGCGCAGUUGUGUACAGCUACAGGUCUUUAGACUCUAGUGUCUGUGGCCAGUUGAUGAUUUUUGCAGUGUAAACGUAAGCGAUAUUUUCUGCUUAUUUCAAGGUUCCAUCAAAUUAAAUAAAUGAUUAUUGGACUCACCUAAAAAAUAGCU